Vanessa tameamea is the source of this 2951-nucleotide messenger RNA. Its product is annotated as homeobox protein Hox-D11a-like. Gene Ontology annotation, cellular component: nucleus. The coding region runs from base 407 to 1393 and encodes 328 amino acids. Gene Ontology annotation, molecular function: DNA-binding transcription factor activity, RNA polymerase II-specific; RNA polymerase II cis-regulatory region sequence-specific DNA binding. The record is from RefSeq and is a predicted model, not a curated record. The transcript is spliced from 2 exons. Lineage: Eukaryota; Metazoa; Arthropoda; Insecta; Lepidoptera; Nymphalidae. Gene Ontology annotation, biological process: regulation of transcription by RNA polymerase II.
CUCAGUCGCACCGCCGGCGCCCGAGGAAUGUCUUAACGAGCCCUUACACCGUGACGCUCGACGAGUCUUUCCAUAAAAUCACGUUUCUUAUCCGCUUAUCGUGUCGCAUCACUGACGAGAUAAUUCCGUCCCUGUCGAUCGCAACGCUUCCGAUAGCGUGAGAUAGAGACGGAAGAUCCGAAUUUUAGGCGCGGUUGAGAAAAAUUGUUUCGUUAUACGUGAACGCGUUCAGUGUUCGUCGGUUCACCUGACGUGCGGACGAUCGAUACAACACGAGUACGGCGCAGCACUAGCCCGUUUAAAAUUUAAUCGCGAAUUCCGAGACGGAGACGACCGCGCUUCACGCUCUCGCGUAGUGAUGUGUGUUAUGUAAAAUCAUUAUCGAUAGACACGGUGCGUGACAAACAUGAUGACUAUGGACGUCGGGAUGUACAACAAUCAGCAGAGUGGGUACAACGCGGAGUACUAUCAGCAAGGAGCGGCGUAUCAGCCACCGUACGAAGGAUACCACGAAGGGUACUAUGAGCCAACACCUUACUACGAACCCAUCAUCCAUGGUCAAGCGACACACGAGCCAGCUCCAGUAAUAAGCACAGACACGGGACUCUGUUACACAAACUUGGACUAUGGAGAACUGCAGCAAAACUACCCAAUACACACGCUACCACCGCACCCUGAAGCGUUCAAGCACAGGGAGGAGUUACCCAGACCAGAAGAAAUACACAUGCACGAACACAAACUGGACAAUCACUAUUUGGAGACGAAGUACAACAUGCAUUUUGUCGAUGACUCCAGCUUGCAAUACAACCACGCCGGCUCCCCACUGCCGUGCGGGGAGUUCGAUCCUUACUCCCCAAAGGAAGAGUUCGUAGGGUUACGAGACGGAUUCCCUCGGGACGGAGAGAUGCAAAACCAUCAUGUUGGUCAUCAACCUCAUCCGUCACACUCGGCCGUGCCAACGUAUAAGUGGAUGCAAGUCAAGAGAAAUGUACCCAAACCUGCCGCACCAAAGCUGAUGAUACCUCCAGCAGACUUCGUGAAUCAGGGCGUCCUUGGAAGUCCGCAAGACGGUCUCCGCACACCGACUGGCAGCCAGAUGCUCGCUAACCCACUCCUCAACUUGAACAACACCGGCCGAACCAACUUCACAAACAAACAGCUUACUGAACUCGAAAAAGAAUUCCAUUUCAACAAAUACUUAACAAGAGCGAGAAGGAUAGAAAUUGCGUCCGCCCUACAACUGAACGAGACACAAGUCAAAAUCUGGUUCCAGAAUCGAAGAAUGAAACAGAAGAAACGCAUCAAAGAAGGCCUGAUCGUAGCCCCCGAGGCCGCUUCAACAUCCCAUUCUAGUGCUAUCGGCUCAAAUGAGAACAGCAGGGAGUCGAGCUAAAUAGUGUUUGUGAAUGAGUGACAUUGAUACGAUUUACCUGAAUAUACAAAGAUGGGGUCAAUUUGAUAAAUUGAUCAAACCAUAAUGUCAAACGUGUAGGUAUAAUUGUAUGUAAAACCAACGGCUUGAGAUGCUUAUUUUAGCCCCAUUUGUAAAUCUAUUGAUAUAAAAUCUGUAACGAUAUUUUUAAUCUGGUUAUAUUUAAGAUAUAGCCGGCAAAAUCUUAACAAUUGAUAAGUGGUUUAUUAAAAAGUCUAAGUGCAAACGUGAUUGUGCUAUUAGGUGGUCAUCACGCUCCGCUUUCUCGUCUCUAAAAUAGAUAUUUAUGUCAUGUUUAAAUUCCGAAGUAUAAACCUAGUCGAUAGGUAUUUAAUUAUACAUAUUAAAUUAAUUGUAAAAAUGUAACAUUAUAUUAAUAUGUGUGCAGGUAUUUGUAAUAAAUAAACUUAAUGUAAAAAUCCUUUAAAAGGCCGCCACAUAUCUAUUUAAAUACAAUUUUAAAUCCUUAUUGCGUUGUAACGUAAUAAAUAAUAUGUAUUUUUCCUCGCUGCGUGAAAUUCCAUACUAAUUUUUUUAUAAGCUUUUUUAUAAGUUGUCAAUUAUUAAUUUCAUCAAAAAUGAUUCAUAUUUUGUCAAAAGUCACAACCCUUUGUGAUAUCAUUUCAAAAAGGUUCGAUAUUGUUUUUUUUUUUUCAUCCAUAAAAAGAGUAACGAUUAUGAAAAUUCCGAUUUUUUUUAUUCUGCCCGAUUUAAUUUUAGAUAUAUUUAUUAAGCUGAAAUCAAAUACUACACCGUAAGAUCUUUAAUUGUAUGUUUUUUUAUUCCUGCGAAAUUAUUUUUGUAGCACAAUUAAUGAACUUUAAUUUAAAUAGUAAAUAUUUUCUUAAAGUUACAUACGCCAUUUUGUAAUAGAAAUACUUUCAGUGUUUAGUUAUGAGAUUACUUAGGAAAUAGUUUUCAUUUCUAAGAUCAAAAAUAUGUAAAAGGUAGACCUUAAUGUGAAUUUUGAAAUUCAUACAUAGAUAAACUCAUUUUUUAAUUUAUUUUUUUACAAUUGUUUUAAUUGUUUGAAUAAAAUGCUUUUAUAUUUUAAGACAUUUUUUACGAUGUAAUUUAAACCAAAGUCUAUUUUGUUUUUUAUUUUAAAAGUAAAGUCAGCAGCAAAAGUGAGAAAGGAAAUUUCAGUAUGAGUGAAAUUCAAAAUUCGAAUUAUUAAAACUGAUUCAAAUGUAUUGCUUUUUUAUUUCGUUUUUAAAAAGGAAAGAUACCGACUAUGAAACAGUUGUAAUAAAUAUUUAAAAAAAGAACCUUAUUGCUGCUGACUUUACCUUGGUCAUUUUCAAAGUAACGCUUUGAAUGCCUCUAAAAUGCGGAUGAUAUUUUAUUUUUCUUAAAUUUGAGAAUGACCGCAUGUCUGUAGAAUAGUAAUGUACAGGUUUCAAAUAAAACCAUCGCUAAUUAAAUGUGUAUAAAGUGCGUUAAGUACGAUUGUGUGUACAUUUUUGUAUUAUUAAGUAACUAUUAAAUCUACCAAUAAAUUAAUUAUAUCUAUUUUCAA